AUGCCUCUUCUCGCCCGAAUUCGCGGGGCUCAGACAGAUACCGCGAAGACUCCUGCUCGUCCGGUUUGGUUGAACAAAAAAAUCACACCGAUUUUGCAGGCCAUCUCGUACAGAGCAUGUCUCCACCCCAUACAUACAAUUGUCAUUGUUGCCUUCUUGGCGAGCACGACUUAUAUUGGCCUGCUGGAAAGUAGUCUCUUCGAUGUGGUGAAAGCUACAGCUGGGGGAAAGGCCGACUGGGCCUCCUUAACUGCAGGUAGCCGUCAAUUGAGAGUUGGAGAAGAAACUGGUUGGAAAUGGCAAGCAACGGACACUACGACGCCAAUCCCACAGGGCGUGGAUCAUCUAGCCCUUCUCACUUUUGUCUUCCCGGAUUCGCUAGCCGCCAAUUCUCCACAGACUGCUCCUCUACCCAACGUUGUACCUGUACCGGAAAACUUGACCGUCACCCACCUACCAUCGACAUCCAACCCGCUGGCCCCACUCUCCCAGGAUAGUGCUCUGGCAUACUCAGUUCCAUACAGCCAGGCUGCGGAAUUUCUUGCCGGGGCUCAAGAACUGCCAAAUUCUGUCAUGGAACUAGAACUACACGACGAAAAAGCCCGUACUGGAAUGGAAGCUGAGCAUCUCAGGGAGCAAAAGAUGUGGCUCAUGAAAGCUGCGAGGGUUCACGAAUCAGAUUACAGUGUCAGAAGUUGGGCCCUGAACGCCUGGACCGAAUUCGUGGAUCUGAUUAAAAAUGCCAAGACGCUCGACAUCAUAAUCAUGGUGCUGGGAUACACGACUAUGCAUCUAACCUUUGUCUCUCUUUUCGCCUCUAUGCGACGAAUGGGUUCCAAUUUCUGGCUCUUUGCAACUACCUUGAUCUCAUCGGUCUUCGCCUUCCUCUUCGGCCUCCUUGUAACUACAAGAAUGGGAGUACCAAUGAACAUGGUUCUACUUUCGGAAGGUUUACCGUUCCUAGUGGUUAUAAUUGGUUUCGAUAAGGCCAUCUUCCUGACUAAGGCUGUAUUGUCCGCAUCGAUAAACACACGCAGACCACGAGCUCAGAGCAGUCCCAAAGCUGGAGAUUUGGAGAAGAAACAAAUGUCAACUUCGAUUGGAUAUGCUGUUCAAGUAGCUAUUGAGGAGAAGGGCUACGAAAUCGUCCGUGACUACGUGGUUGAAAUUUCCCUUUUGACUAUGGGAGCGUUUUCUGGUGUACAAGGUGGAUUGCAACAUUUCUGUUUCCUAGCUGCUUGGAUUCUGGUAUUCGACUGCAUUCUUCUUUUCACCUUCUACACUGCUAUUCUAAGUAUCAAGCUGGAAUUCAACCGGAUCAAACGCCACGUUGCGCUGCGCCAGGCUCUUGAAGAUGAUGGUAUCAACCACCGGGUAGCUGAGACUGUUGCCCAAAGCGAGGAAUGGCCGAAAGCCAAAAACUCAGGUACCAGCGAUAUAUUUGGACGCAAAGUCCGAGACAGCAGCAUCCCGAAAUUCAAGGUUCUCAUGGUGUCGGGAUUUGUCAUAAUCAAUGCUCUAAACAUCUGCACCAUCCCAUUCCGAGGUGGAAAGAACAACGCAGCGCCUCCUACAGUGAGUGGGAUUACGGGGAAUGGACUGCACGUCAUAAACUCGCCUCCCAUGGAUCCAUUCAAAGUCGCAUCGAAUGGUCUCGAGUUUAUCUUCGAGUCUGCGAAGUCUCAUGACAAAUCGACCGUGGUCACCAUACUUACACCUAUCAAGUACGAGCUCGAGUACCCUUCGAUACAUUACGCCAAGCCUUCCAGAGGUGGUAAGGACAGAUCGUCACUACGAAAUGAGAAUGGAGAAUACGUCAGCGACUAUGGAAUGGGGGGCCGCGUCGUUGAUGGCAUACUCAAGAGCCUAGAAGAUCCGAUUUUGUCGAAAUGGAUAGUCGUUCUUCUAGCAUUGAGUGUGAUUUUGAACGGUUAUCUAUUCAAUGCUGCGAGAUGGAGCAUCAAAGAACCCCUGCAGCUGGCUCCUCACCAUUCCGUGGAUGCUUCAGAGCUUGCGUUAGCUGAGAGGUUCAACAACUCAGCCUCAACGCCGACACUGAAGUUACCCUCCAUCGAUCCAACAGCUACUGAAAAUGUAGCACCACCAACUCCAGCAACAACAGACGAUGAGUCGGACGUUCUCACCAUGCGCAGAACUCCAGUAGACAGCCGGCCAUCUACUCUCAGCCGAGUGCAAACAGAGCCUAGUCUACGCCGCACCCAGGAACAAAUGGAUCAGAUGCUUCGAGAAAAGCGAACACCAGAGCUCACCGAUAGGGAGCUCGUAGAGCUAUCCUUGCAAGGCAAACUCCCUGGCUAUGCUCUCGAAAAAACAUUGAAGGAUGCUACUCGCGCUGUCAAGAUUCGGAGAUCGAUCAUCUCGCGAACUCCCGCUACUUCCGAGACUACUAGUCUCUUGGAGUCGUCCUUGUUACCGUACCAGAACUACAACUAUGAUCGUGUCCUCGGCGCUUGUUGCGAAAACGUUAUUGGAUACAUGCCCUUACCACUUGGUGUUGCUGGACCGAUUGUCAUUGAUGGUCAGAGCUUUUUCCUACCCAUGGCUACGACAGAAGGUGUUCUUGUCGCCAGUACAAGUCGUGGUGCUAAAGCUAUCAACUCUGGUGGCGGCGCAGUCACGGUCAUAACGGGCGAUGGCAUGACUCGAGGCCCCAUUGUUGCAUUUGAAACUCUAGAGCGAGCAGGCGCCGCGAAAGUAUGGUUAGAUUCCGAAGCUGGCCAAGAAACUAUGAGAAAGGCGUUCAACUCUACGAGCAGAUUUGCUCGUCUUCAAUCACUCAAGACUGCGUUGGCAGGCACAAAUCUCUAUCCCCGUUUCAAGACUACUACUGGUGAUGCAAUGGGGAUGAACAUGAUCUCCAAAGGCGUCGAGUAUGCUUUGACUGUCAUGUCAGACAGUGGGUUUGAAGACAUGAACGUCAUUUCCGUUUCUGGCAACUACUGCACUGACAAGAAGCCCGCUGCAAUCAACUGGAUUGAUGGUCGGGGAAAGAGCGUCGUUGCAGAGGCCAUCAUCCCUGCCGAGACUGUGCGGAAGGUCCUCAAGACGAGUGUAGAUGCUAUGGUGGAGCUGAAUAUUGCCAAGAAUCUAGUCGGAAGCGCAAUGGCUGGAAGUAUUGGUGGCUUUAACGCCCAUGCCUCGAACAUUGUCACUGCCAUUUUCUUAGCCACUGGUCAAGAUCCAGCCCAAAACGUCGAAAGCAGUAAUUGUAUCACACUCAUGAAGAACCUUCGUGGGAACCUUCAAAUCAGUGUUUCGAUGCCCUCCAUCGAGGUUGGAACAUUGGGUGGUGGUACAAUUCUUGAACCACAAAGCGCGAUGCUCGAUCUGCUCGGUGUCCGAGGCUCGCAUCCCACGAACCCGGGUGACAAUGCCCGAAAGCUUGCGCGCAUUGUUGCGGCGGGUGUGCUUGCAGGAGAACUGUCACUGUGCAGUGCUCUUGCUGCAGGCCAUUUGGUCCAAAGCCACAUGGCACACAACCGUAGUGCGCCCGUAACGAGAACGAGCACCCCAGCACCGACUGGUGCUCAAACACCCGUGACUACUGCAGUGGCAAGCAUGCAAGAAAGAGCUGGCUUAACAAUGUCGCCCUCUACCACAAUGUCGUCAGCUGCUAUUCUCAGAGCUGCCGAGGCGAGGAAAUAG
Lachnellula hyalina is the source of this 3666-nucleotide messenger RNA. It is a transcript of the gene HMGR, whose product is annotated as 3-hydroxy-3-methylglutaryl-coenzyme A reductase. The record is from RefSeq and is a predicted model, not a curated record. The transcript is spliced from 2 exons. Gene Ontology annotation, cellular component: peroxisomal membrane; endoplasmic reticulum membrane. The coding region runs from base 1 to 3666 and encodes 1221 amino acids. Gene Ontology annotation, molecular function: protein binding; hydroxymethylglutaryl-CoA reductase (NADPH) activity. Lineage: Eukaryota; Fungi; Ascomycota; Leotiomycetes; Helotiales; Lachnaceae. Gene Ontology annotation, biological process: isoprenoid biosynthetic process; coenzyme A metabolic process; ergosterol biosynthetic process.